Messenger RNA from Epinephelus lanceolatus (giant grouper), 3935 nucleotides. Lineage: Eukaryota; Metazoa; Chordata; Actinopteri; Perciformes; Serranidae. The record is from RefSeq and is a predicted model, not a curated record.
UCGAUCUUUCAUCUGAGGCACAGUGUCGGGGCCAAGGCUCCCAUGCGCUCUUCACUCAGCCUACUUUCAAAGUCACCUCUCUUUUGGAUAAAUGGAGACAACCUGAGCCUCUCUUUGGGAUUAAUGGUGAACAAACCGGUUUAAAGACAAAACAACACAAACCAACUUUGGCCAAGUUUGAUUUCUCCCACACUCUUUGGACGACUUAACGCACCACAGCUUCUCUUUUUUUCAGGGUGUAUGAGAUGGAAAACGGGACAUGUGACGAUGUGGAGGCGCUGUGGGAGAAGGUGGAUGGCAAACGUUACGAGCUGUGUCGCGUCAUCUCCCCGGCGAAGCUCACCCCCUACCUCCGCCAGUGCAAAGUCCUGGAUGAGCAGGACGAGGAUGAGAUCCUCAACUCCAUGCUACUGCUCUGCAAAGCAAACCGCACAAGCCGUCUACUUGACAUCCUCCACACUAAAGGAGAGCGGGGGUAUGUGGCGUUUCUUGAGAGUCUUGAAUUUUACUACCCUGACCUGUACAAGCUGGUCACAGGAAAGGAUCCCACACGACGCUUCUCCACCAUCGUAGUGGAGGAGGGUCAUGAGGGUCUGACCCAGUUCCUGAUGAAUGAAGUGAUGAAGCUGCAGCAGCAGUCCAAAGUGAAGACCCUGCAGCAUGUUGAGCUCAGCAGGAAGAACUGCACCUUGGAGGACGAGCAGAAGAAGCUACGGCUGGCCAAUCAGGAGCUUCAGGCCUUCCAACAGAGGAACAACAAGUUGAGAGAGGAAAGGAACGCCUACAGUGACGAGCUUCUGAGAGUGAAGGAUGAAAACUACAAACUGGCCAUGAGGUACGCCACGCUGAGCGAGGAGAAGAACAUGGCUGUGAUGAGGAGCCGAGACCUGCAGCUAGAGGUUGAUCAGUUAAAGCACAAGCUGAACAAGGUGGAGGAAGAGUGUAAGAUGGAGAGGAGGCAGAGUCUCAAGCUGAAGAACGACAUUGAGAACCGGCCAAAGAGAGAGCAGAUCUUUGAGCUAGAAAGAGAGAAUGAAAUGCUCAAGAUCAAACUACAGGAGCUACAGUCCAUCAUACAGCCUGGCCCACUGCCUGCUUCAGACAAGGCCAUCCUUGACAUUUUGGAACACGACAGACAGGAAGCACUAGAAGACAGACAGGAUCUGGUCAACCGCCUCUACAACCUACAUGAAGAAAUCCGACAGGCAGAGGAACUACGAGAUAAGUACCUGGAGGAAAAGGAGGAUCUGGAGCUGAAGUGCUCCACACUGCAAAAAGACUGUGAGAUGUAUCGCAACCGCAUGGAGACCAUCACCGCACAGCUGGAGGAGGUGGAGAAGGAGAGGGACCAGGCCUUUCGAGCCAGAGACGAGGCCCAGCAUCAAUUCUCCCAGAGUCUCAUCGACAAAGACAAAUACCGCAAACAGAUCAGGGAGCUGGAGGAGAAGAGCGAUGAGCUCCAUAUCAAGAUCGUACGCAAAGAAGCCAAGCUGGUGACCUUGGAGUGUCGCCUACGACGGCUGUCCAAGGACUCUCCUUUGGACCAGAGUCUCCCGAGGGACCUGCCUCCCACCAUCAUCUCUCAAGGAGAGGACUUCAAACCCGUCCAGGCCCAAUCAGAAUGGUCCAGUGAUGAGUCGCCAGAGGAGAAGUUCACAUCUGAGGAGCCUCGCCUCAAACGCAGACCCAACCUCAAAGGAGGGAACAGAGCAAAGUCUCCAGUGUGUGCACCCAGAGACCUUCAGGUCAACUCAGAGGCCACUCAUUCCACAGCUCUGUCAGUCAACGGAGGAGAUUGUCUGGAAAUCCAGAUGCGGAACUUGCACGUCAACAGCAUCUCCCUCCCUCCCUCCCCCAGCGUGCCGAUCUCCCCCACAUAUCCACCCUUCUCCGCUCCCGCCCUCUCCACAUCCCCAUCUUCACUUCCCACGGGGGAACAGUCCAACAGGCCGAACAUGCUGCGUUACCGUAAUGACAGCAUCCUUUCCACGCUGCCUGAGCCACCAGAGAAAGCGUCACUGUACCGCAGAGAGCGGGAGAAGGAGCAUGACUUCCACCCCCGCAGCCUCUCAGACUUUGAUAGUGACAACAUGGAAAUGGAGUUUGAGGACGAAGUACAGCGUGGUCCACCUUCCGUCCACUCAUCUUCCUCGUCCCAUCAGUCAGAAGGGAUGGACACUUACGACCUAGAGCAGGUCAACAAUAUCUUCAGGAAGCUCUCUCUGGAGAGGCCGUUCCGCCCGUCUCUGUCCUCCUUCUCCAGAAUCAGCACUUCCCUGAAGCCCGUGCAGGAGCUGACAUUGCAAGGCGACAACCUGCUGAGGGACAUCACUCUGGUUGGCGGCAACGACAGUGGGAUUUUCAUCUCAGCUGUCCAGUCGGGCUCCAUCGCUGAGAAGGCGGGGCUACGAGAGGGCCACCACCUCCUAUGUCUUGAGGGAUGCAUACGUGGAGAGAGCCAAAGCAUUUCAUUGGACACCAGCACUCAGGAAGAAGCCCACUGGACGCUGCAGCACUGCUCUGGACCAGUCAAGCUGCACUAUCGAGCCAACUUUGACUGCUACCGUCGACUCCAGAGGGACAUCACAGAAGGCCCGCUGGUAUCUGGCGACUCCUUCCACAUACGAGUCAACCUAAACAUCUCCGGCCAAUCAGACAGCUGCUCCCUGAGCGUACGCUGUGAUGAGGUGGUACACGUGCUGGACACCAGGCACCAGGGCCGCUGUGAGUGGCUGUGUUCUCGUGUCGACCCCUACGAUGGCACCGACCUGUCCGAGCGUGGCACCAUACCCAGCAACUCACGAGCCCAGCAGCUGCUCCUGGUAAAGAUUCAGAAGUUUGUGUGUCGAGGGGGGAGAGAAGAGAAUGAAGUCCACCGCAACAAUAGAAUGAGUUUACUGCCACCAGAAGAAGCCAGCCCGUCUCCUGAUCCUAAAGCCAGCCCACGCUUGUCUAGAGCCAGCAUCUUCCUCACUCAGAUACUACAGUUUGUCAGCAGGGUGGACAUCAAAUACAAGCGAAUGAACAGCAACGAGCGUGUGAGGAUCAUCAACUCAGGCAGCACAACACUACCCAGACAAGGGUUUGAGGCACUUAGACCCGAAGACACUGCUGACCCAGACAGUGAGCUGAGCCGGAGUUUGAACCUGAUUCCCUACAGUACAGUCACCCCCCAGCGGACCCAGAGGAGAAGGCCGGUCCUAUUCAGUCCAGCUGCUCUGGCCAAAACCAUUAUCCAGAGAAUACUCAACAUGGGGGGAGCAAUGGAAUUCAACACCUGCAAACCAGACACCCUGUCCAAAGAAGAGUUUCAUCUGAAACAGAAUGUGGAGCCCUUCAUUCACUACAAAGAGAAACAAGCCACAUUUGAAUGCAUCACCCGAGAAAACAUAGAGGCUGUUGCUUCUAAGGGCAAACACUGCCUGCUGGAGGCUGAGCUGAGCUGCAUCAAAGACCUCCUGCGGAGGGAAAUCUACCCAAUCAUCAUCCACUUCAAGAUCUGUGAGAAAAAUGUCAAGAAGUUACGGAAGCUGCCUCUGCGCGUGGAGUCGGAGGAGGAGUUUGUGAAGCUGUGUCGGGCGAAAAUGAAGGAGCUGGAGGGCAUUCCCUGCCUCUACGCCACCCUGGAGCCCGAGGCCUGGGCAGGGACGGACGACCUCAUCAGGGUCAUCAAGGAGCGGAUACAGGAGGAGCAGAAGAAGACGAUCUGGGUGGAGCAGGACCUCCUGUAGACACACACACAGAUACACACACAUGAGAAUGUGUAGCUGAGCACCAUAAACACCCUUGUACAUCAUGCUUUUAUGCAUAUACUAUAUUUAUGCUCAGACUCAAAAAUGCACUCACACUGCUUCAUUAGAAUAAAUGCAUUAUAUAUUUUGUAAAUGUGUGCCUUCACUUUGAUUUAGACAAAUAAACAUAUGAAAAAUGUUUAA